Molecule: messenger RNA, 1311 nt
Organism: Mycotypha africana
Lineage: Eukaryota; Fungi; Mucoromycota; Mucoromycetes; Mucorales; Mycotyphaceae
Exons: 1
Biological process (GO): regulation of gene expression; establishment of protein localization to chromatin; replication-born double-strand break repair via sister chromatid exchange
Cellular component (GO): Scc2-Scc4 cohesin loading complex
Molecular function (GO): chromatin binding
Source: RefSeq, a predicted model, not a curated record
UCAGUAAUUUCAAGUCGAUUGAACCAUUAUAUUAAGAUGAUUUGCGCUGAUCUCGACAAAUUUAAUGAAGAUAAGAUCAAACAAAGUGAUUCACUUUUAACCUUCAGCAACAACGACGAUAUACCUAUGCUAGACAUCACAGUAAUGAGGAAAUUUCUCUUUUUAACUCGAAACGUUGUCAAACGUGAUAAAUCGACGAACUCCAUCGAUGAUAUGGAGAAAUUCAGUAAGGUAGUCAGCUUGAUGGAAAAUAAUGUAACAGUUGCUACUGAGAUGGAUGCAAUAGAUCAUUACAGUAAGAAUCCUCAAGAGAAUGGAAAAAGUGCUUUAAGAAUGAUAACAACUGUAGCAGAAGCAUUAGAAGCAUGUUGUGUGAUUCUUGAGGUAUUAUUAUUGGUGGAUAACAGCAGCGAUAGCAAUAAGAAGCUUUUGUCAAAAGAUUUAGUGACGAGCUGUUUACAUCUGGUACGAAACCAAUUAGACUUUACAAUAUAUCCGAUCAUCGAUUUGAGUCUGUUCGCAGACGAGGGUGAUGAUGAUUUAUUUACAACCACUCAAGCAUACCAUUUUGUCAAACUUAUACAAUCUUCUUCACAAGCCCAUAAAAGGACAAUUGCCACAUUCCUACCCAACAUCAUUCGUUUCUUCCGCCAACUUUAUUCGCUCAUUCAAUCUGAGGAGCUUGGCGAUGAUGUCCUUGUUAUUAUUGCCUACAUCAGUGUAGCUCCAUUUUCUCACGAAUUUAUUGAUAAUACUAUCAAUUCAUGUAUUUUAUUCGACGAUAGUAAUGACAGGGUAACCACCAAUAACAGUAGCGUAAAGAACGACUAUUCCACUUUCAACCUGUAUGAGCAACUCAAAUAUUGUGCCCUUGAUAUAUUGAAAAAUAUUUUCAGCCAUUACCCUAAACAGCGAAAAUGGAUCUUUGAAGAAAUUUUGACCAGUAUAGGUUCCUUAACUGCAGUUAUUGAUAGUGGCAAGCAACGUCGUUAUAGAUUGCAGGAUAAUCGAUCCAUUCACAUUACAAGUGCUUUAUUCAUGCAGUUGGUACAAUGUUGUGCCGCGAUUACGGAUGCCACUUCCCAUCGAAACUGGUUCAAAAAGUGGACGAUUCAGUAUCAGAAAGCAACAAAAAAUCAGAAUGUAAAACAGCUGAAAAUAUUAGAUGAUAAAUUGACACAAAGAGCAGCGAAUGCAUGGAAGUCGAGUACCGAAGCAGCAGCGAGUAGUGCCUCUUUUGUCUUAGAAUUUUUGAUGUCAAAGUAUGUAUCAUAUUGGAAAGGAUGUAUAGAAUGUUUCUUCGAGUGCUAA